Molecule: messenger RNA, 3312 nt
Organism: Gigantopelta aegis
Lineage: Eukaryota; Metazoa; Mollusca; Gastropoda; Neomphalida; Peltospiridae
Product: glycogen synthase kinase-3 beta-like
Exons: 9
Coding region: 295-1566 (423 amino acids)
Biological process (GO): insulin receptor signaling pathway; protein phosphorylation; negative regulation of canonical Wnt signaling pathway
Cellular component (GO): axon; cytoplasm; nucleus
Molecular function (GO): ATP binding; protein serine/threonine kinase activity
Source: RefSeq, a predicted model, not a curated record
GAUUGCGAGAAACCAGAAACGACAAACACAGAACAAAUAGUAGAUAAAAUUGACAUUUUCUCAUCAAAUUCAAAGAUCCGACGGCAGUUAUAAAUGAUCAUAAGGCUAUCGAAUUUCCAAAUGGCUACUAAAUGUGUUUUCAAGUGUCGUUGGUUACGAGAAUGUGUUUCUUUAGACUGAAUGUCAAGAGUGAUAAUUUUGUUUUAAUACUCUGAAAUGUAACAGACUUAAUGCUGUGAACUUCAUUUAGCCACCCGUGGACAUUCGGACUUGCUAUUUUAGUUGUUGUAUAUAAUGAGCGGGCGACCAAGGACGACAUCAUUUGCCGAAGGUGGAAAAGCUGGACAGUCUGCGAGUUUUGGUGGAAUGAAGACAGUCAGUAAAGAUGGUAGUAAGGUUACGACAGUCCUCGCCACAUCUGGGACGGGACCCGACAAGCCACAGGAAGUGAGCUAUACAGAUGCCAAGGUCAUUGGCAAUGGGUCGUUUGGGGUCGUGUACCAAGCUCGGCUUGUGGAAACCUCCGAGCAUGUGGCAAUUAAGAAAGUUCUUCAGGACAAGCGAUUUAAGAAUCGAGAGCUGCAAAUCAUGCGGAAACUAGAACAUCAAAAUAUAGUGAAGCUGAAGUAUUUCUUUUACUCAGCUGGCGAAAAGGUAGGGAAGAAAGACGAAGUUUUCCUCAACCUCGUACUGGAGUAUGUUCCAGAAACGGUGUACAGAGUGGCACGACACUACAGCAAGUCAAAGCAGACGAUUCCAAUGUUAUACAUAAAGUUGUAUAUGUACCAGUUGUUCCGCAGCUUGGCCUACAUUCACGCACAGGGUGUCUGCCACAGAGACAUAAAGCCGCAGAAUUUACUUUUGGAUCCUGAAACCGGAGUACUUAAACUAUGUGAUUUUGGAAGUGCAAAAGUAUUAGUGCGAGGGGAACCGAAUGUUUCGUACAUCUGUUCACGAUAUUACCGAGCUCCAGAACUUAUAUUUGGUGCUACAGACUACACAUGUCAGAUAGAUGUGUGGUCAGCUGGUUGUGUUUUGGCCGAGCUGCUCCUCGGUCAGCCGAUAUUCCCGGGGGACAGCGGUGUUGACCAGCUUGUGGAGAUCAUCAAGGUUCUCGGGACGCCCACGCGCGAACAGAUCCGAGAAAUGAACCCCAACUAUUCCGAGUUCAAAUUCCCACAAAUCAAGGCUCACCCAUGGACAAAAGUUUUCCGACCUCGGACGCCGGCGGAAGCGAUUCAGGUGGUGAGCAAACUCCUGGAGUACACGCCGUCAGCGCGAAUCUCACCACUACAGGCGUGCGCUCAUUCCUUCUUCAACGAGCUGAGAGAACCCAGCACGCGGCUGCCCAAUGGACGGGAGUUACCGCCCUUGUUUAACUUCUCUUCUCAUGAGAUGGUGAUUCAGCCAUCUUUAAACUCAAUACUUAUACCGCCGCACGCCCGCCCCCCAGGAAGUGAGACGGCCGCGACUAUAGGCCAGGUUGCUGACAAUAGCCAAUCCCCGAACCAGGCCGGGGAUGGGUCACAGGCGCAAGGAGCCACCGCGUCGGGGAACACUGCUUGAGAGUGGGCUACGUGUAGGAUGUGUUAUAUAAUAUAUAUUACUGCAUCUCCCACUAUCCACGCAAUACAAACUUUAUUCCGUGUGGUAGUAACGAAGAAGAAAAAAAAGAAGUUUAAUUUAUCGACCACACACUUUUUUGUCAGUGUCAUGUUUAUAUCCAGUGAUUACAGUAACAGAACGAUGUUUGAACUAAGAAGUCUGUACAAAAUGACUUAUUUAAAUUUUUAACAUAUUUUUAAAGAGAGAGAACUCUUCAUUAAUGGGAGAGAUGUGCAAGUUGAAGAACCAGAUGGGUACUCAUAGAAGGGUGACAACUCUUUGAUGGAAGAGAACUUUUGGUGUCAAAGAUGUUUGAUGGAAGGGAGAGAACUCUUGUUGAAAGGGAGAGUAUUCAAGAUAAAAGGGAGAGAACUUAUUAAAAAGGGACGAAAUGUGAAACUGGGUUUUGUUGGAGUGUACUGCUCUUGGCUCUUGUGUUUUCACGUUUCAGUUGACACUUUCACGUGCGGUCUCUACAUUUAGCUUAUAGGAAUAAGAACCAAUAUGCUGUGACGUGCAGAGCUGAAAGGUUUGAGGAUUACCACACCAUGGAUGGAAUGGACGUUUAAAAAACAAACAAAAAAAAUACCGUUUAUUUUUUAACCUGCCUCAAAUGUGCACUUUGGAAACUUGCGUGUCAGGAUGUGUUAUUAAUUGUACAUGUUUUAAAAACCAUAAAUUAUGUCUUUGUUAUUCAAUUGUUUACUUGCAUGCCACAUGUUUUUAAUCUGUUUUGUAUGUGUACAAUGUGUGAUGAUUUGUCUUCAAAUGUUAGAUCGUUCGACACUGUGAGGUUUCAUUCUUAACACUGGGGCCGAUCAACAGUUACGUAAUGCAUAACAUACCUUGAAAUUCAUUUUGUGGAGUGCCAAGAAAUAGUACAUCUGAAAUUUCAAUUUGAAAGCAAAUGUUAGAAAUUGAGAGGCAGUACUUUAAAGUAGGUUCCUAAAUAGAUUUAUAGAGUAACUGUUUUCAAGAGCAAAGCAGAAAACUUGAGACAAAUGCAGAUAAAAGAUUAGGAUUAAUAUUAUGACAAUUGAGAAUUAGGACUUGUUAAUACAUCUGGAAUACUGUCAAACAGAAGAUGGUACGCUAACGGUGAAGUGGAUUAUUAGAAAGCAUAUUGUGCAGUUUGAGAAGCAUUUACUGUCUGCACACCCACCACCCACCAUCCCCUCCCCCAUGAAUGUUGAGUCUUUAACAAUGUGAUCACUGGGUUAAUGUUGUUUUUCUUCUUACCGUAUUGUGUAGAAUUUCUCUUUAAAACAUACUUUCUGGUUUAAGUAAAUCAGAGCUUGCCCUAAUGGCUUCACAUCAUGCCCUUCAGACAUGUUCAGCAAAAGUAAUUCUCUUUGCCCCUUUGAGCAUGUGAAUUGGGAAAAAAAAGAUUAAUAAAAUAAACUAUUAAAGGAUUAAAUAUCCGUGUGAAUCUACAUACUAUUUAAAGUGUGUCGUUGUUAAUCAGGGAAGCAGAAUGUGAUUUGUAAAGAGCCAUUAGUAAGAAACUGCAAGUUUCUAGCAAAACUGCCAGGAAAUGUUUUCAGAAGGGUCGAGAACAUUUAAGAUUAAUUAUUUAAUACUUAAAUUUUAGGUCAGCAAAUUUUUAUUUAGAAUUCUCUUUGUAUUUUAUAUUAUUUUCUUCAGUGAUAAUACUUGUGUACAGAAAUGUUUUUGAAUUGUUGAUUAUAUAAAAUAUAAAUCCUGCAA